AUGCUCGGUGCCAAGCCAAGCAAAUUGGCCCUUCCACGCGUGCUCCGCAUGACCCCAAUGCUAAAAAAGUCUGCCACGCAAAAGUAUACUCCGCUUGUGCUUCGCAUGAAUGAUAACGCUAUUGUGGCCAAAAUUCGGCGCAUCUACUACUGCCUGACCUUCGGUCCUCGGAAAAACCAGAAUCCCCAGUCACACGGCGGCUGA
Dibothriocephalus latus is the source of this 204-nucleotide messenger RNA. NCBI's taxonomy places the organism in Eukaryota, Metazoa, Platyhelminthes, Cestoda, Diphyllobothriidea, Diphyllobothriidae. The record is from the annotation of a GenBank genome assembly.